This is a messenger RNA of Prorocentrum cordatum, 1947 nucleotides long. Lineage: Eukaryota; Dinophyceae; Prorocentrales; Prorocentraceae. The record is from the annotation of a GenBank genome assembly.
CCGUUUGGGCUCAAACCGUUUUUCGCUCAGGCCUCCAAUUUGAGGACCAAUGCCGGGGGGAAUCCGUGGAGCCACACCAGCCGGGGCGCGUCGGUGGGACAGCGACGGCGGCCCAACGAAGUCGAAGGUCACCCUCCACAUCUACGACGUGGUGGGGCACGCCCUGGUGCGCAACGUCAAUUGCAUCUUCCGCGCCCUCGGCACCGGAGCUUUCCACACCGGCGUGGAGGUGUACGGGCAGGAGUGGAGCUACGGCUUCUCCGACCAGCGCCACAGCGGCGUCUUCUGCUGCACGCCCAAGAGCUGCAACGUCCACACCUACCGAGAGGCCGUGGAGAUGGGCCAGACCACCCUGUCGCCAGGCGAGAUAAAGACGCUGAUCGAGGAGAUGGCCAGGGCCUGGCCCGGCACGGAGUACGACCUGCUCCGCCGGAAUUGCUGCCAUUUCACGGACGAGCUGUGCCGGCGCCUCGGCACGGGCCCCUUGCCGUAUUGGGUCACGAACCUCGCGAGCGCGGGCGCUUCGCUGAUCGACAACGGGCUCGACUUCAGAAUAGGCACGGUGGCGUCUCGCUGGGCGUCCUCCGCUCGCUGCACGGCCCCGCCGCCCUGGCGGCGCCGGACAACGCGCCCGCCGCCCUGCCCGCACCGGACGCCGAGCGGAAAGACCUGGAGGAGGAGGGGCCGCGGGCGGCCAGGCCGUGGCGUGCCGACAGGGACAUGGAGGUCCGCAAGUGGGAGGAGAUGCUCGCGGUUGGCAUCCCGAUGUUCAUGCGCCACCACCCAGUGACGUUCCAGAGGCGGCUCCACCGCGGCGUGCCCCCGACUCUGCGGUGGCAGAUCUGGAAGGACGCCUGCGGGUACGACUGGCGCGGGCCGGUGGAGCAGUACGACGAGCUGUGCGGGGACAGCCAGUGGAGCCCGCUGAUCGCCCUGGACAUCGGCAGGACCUUCUCCGAGCUCCCAGAGUUCGGCGAGUCGCGCCAGCAGUCGCUCCGCCGCGUGCUCAACGCCUACGCGAACCACAGCCCCACCGUGGGCUACUGUCAGGGCAUGAACUUCAUCGCGGGGCUGCUGCUCCUCGUCUCCGGCAGCGAGCGCGAGACCUUCGGGGUCUUCGUGCGGCUGAUGGACCACGACGGGUUGGCCGGCUUCUACAGGGAGGACAUGCCCCUGCUGCGGACGUACGUGAAGGCCUGCGACCGGCUGGUGGCGGAGCAAUUGCCCGAGCUGCGGGAGCACUUCCUCCGGGAGAGCGUCCCCCUUGCGCUGUAUCUGCACCAGUGGUUCUUGACGCUGUUCAUCAAGAGCUUCCCGCUGGCCACGGUGCUGGUGCUCUGGGACGUCAUCAUCUGCGGCGGCCUGCCGGGGAUCCUCACCAUCGCCGUGACGAUCCUGCGCGUGCUGAAGGACGGCCUGCUGAACCUGCAGUUCGAGGAAAUCAACUCGAUCUUCAAGGCGAUGAAGGAGCAGAAGAGCGGCGAGUUCCUCUCCUACCGCAUCGGCCAGCUCCUGAUGAGGGAGUCGACCGCGGUGGGGCUGCCGGAGCACAUCCAGGAGUACCUCCGGAGCAAGCCCGAGGCGGAGGCGCGCGAGGGGCCGCUCGAGGACGACGAGGACGAGGAGCACUGGUCGGCGCUGGCCGCGCGCCACGACACGCCGAGGCGGCGCCGCCCCGGGGCCACUCGGAAGCACCGGCUCGCGGCCAGCGCGGCCAGGCAGGCGCCACAGGAGAAGUGCGACUGGGCCGAACGGGGGUGCACUUUGGCGGAGAGGGAGCUGGCCUGCCUCGUCCUCGACGACCUGAAGAUCGAGACCCUCGAGCCCGAGCCGGACCCCGUGGCGAGGAACCUCGCCGCCGCCCUGGCCGCGGCCGGCGUUUGCCUCGACGACGCGUCCCUCAGCGCGGACGACGCCCUGUACCUGGGCGUGGCCCCGAGGGCCUGA